Molecule: messenger RNA, 1695 nt
Organism: Daktulosphaira vitifoliae (grape phylloxera)
Lineage: Eukaryota; Metazoa; Arthropoda; Insecta; Hemiptera; Phylloxeridae
Gene: Mon1
Product: protein SAND
Exons: 8
Coding region: 165-1535 (456 amino acids)
Biological process (GO): protein targeting to vacuole; endosome to lysosome transport via multivesicular body sorting pathway
Source: RefSeq, a predicted model, not a curated record
UGAUAAUUUCAAUCACACUUGGCUUAUCAACAAGAAGGAAUUAUGAUAAUGUAUACAAACACUACGGCUAUUGCUCCUAAUUGAAUGAACGGGCUAGUGAUUUUAACCGCUGUGACAAUGUAGAGAUUAAUUUCAAUUUUAGCUUCGACUGUUAUUUAGAAAUUAUGGAAGACAAUCAAGAUACUGAUAAAAUAGCUUUAGAUUUUGAAAAAACCUCACUUAUUGAUCCUCCAGAUAGUUUUAUAGAAAAAGAUCACAAUGAAAUAACAGACCAUGUCAAUCUUAAUUUACAUGAAAAUUUAUUCGAAAAACUUAAAGAAAACAAUAAACAUGUAUUUGUGUUAAGUACAGCUGGGAAGCCUAUUUAUACAAGAUAUGGAAAUGAGAAUCAGUUAGCUUCCUUAUUUGGAUUAAUGAUAGCUUUAGUAUCAGUGACACAAGAUUCAAAUGAUACAUUACAAUCAAUUUACUGUGGAUCAACAAGAAUAGUUUUUUUAAAUAAUGAUCCAAUUAUAUUAGUUGGUGUGUCCCAAUUAUCUGAACCGUAUGAAAGAAUUAAAAAACAAUUAACGUAUGUAUACAACCAUAUAAUUAGUACCCUGACAUUGACACAACUAAAGAAAAUCUUCCAAAAUAGAACAAACUUUGAUCUACGGCGUUUGAUGAGUGGAUCUGAAAGACUUAUAGAUAAACUUAUAUCAUUUACAGAAAAUGAUCCUGGUUUUCUGUUAGAUUCUAUUUCUUGUUUACAAAUGCCUUCAAGUAGCAGAGAUAAAAUAACACAAUCAAUUUUAACCGAAUGUAGUAAAAUAAAGAAUUUAGUAUUUGGUUUGUUGAUUGCUCAAAAACAUGUGAUAUCUAUUGUAAGAAUGAAAAAGUAUACAUUAGAAGUACCUGAUAUCCAUCUAAUUCUAAAUCUUGUUAAUUCAACUGAGUCUUUUAAAACUGCUGAAAGUUGGACACCUAUUUGUUUACCUACUUUUGAUGCAAGUGGAUUCAUGCAUGCUCAUAUAUCUUAUUUAGCAGAAGAUUGCCAAGCAUGUUUAGUUUUAUUAACUAUUGAUCAUAAUUUAUUUUUUUCUCUCUCAGAUGCUAAAAGAAAAAUUACUGAAAAAAUGCGCCGUAAUGAUUGUUUACAAGUAAUUAAUGAAGCAAUGAAUAGAGAACCUUUGAACUUAUCCAGAGUAAAUAUUGUAGGCUUGAGGCAUUUAUUGUACAAGAAUAAAAAUCGUUCACAACAUUGGUGUCCUCCUUUCUCCAUACCUUAUACUACUAAUGAACUGCAAAAAAAUCUUGUAUCUACUUAUUGUUCCUUAAAUAGUCAAUUAAAUUUCCCUGGACGCACAUUAAAAGUAAUUUAUCAGCAAUUAUCUGCUGAGACUAUGCUUGCUUGGGCAACUGAUGAUAUUGAGUUAUACUUAUGUUUUGAACCACUUAUAUCAAAAAAAAAUGCUAUGGAAGCAAUAAAUAGUUUUAUUCAUUGGAUGAAAAAAGAAGAAGAUUCUUUAUUUAUCUUUAAUAUACCUACAUUAUAAUCAUUUAGGUAUAAAAUUAAUAAGCAUGUAUUGAAAUCAUUGUGUGAUAAUAAGUAAUAAUAAAAUUAUUUUGUGUAUAUUUUUAUUAACUAGUUGUUAACUUAUUUUUUCACCAUUACUUUUAGAAGGGUUAUAUAUUUUUGAGUAUUUAGUGAUGUAA